UACCUGGAACAGGGAGUGAUGUCAGCUCCCAGCUCCCAGCCUUCCCGGAUUCCUGACAUGGUGCGAGAGAGAGAGAGGGUGGGAAAGCCCAGGAAGGAGAAGCAAAGGGAUUAAUGUUUUGCAAGCCAGGAGAGAACCAGAGUGCAGAGCUUAUGAACCCUCAGGGGAAGUGAACUAGAAGUUUUGCAGCAGUGCUGGCGAUUUUACACCCAGCUCAUUGUGAAGAGUUUAUGGAUUAAUUUAUUAAUCAUCUUCAAGAUCCACAGAGCCCUGGCAAAGAUCAAGUAUUAAAGUCCUUUUUUGGAAUAUUGAGAUUGUGACCUCACUCUCCAUUUGCAAAACUAGAAAAUGAUGAGCGAUGCCAGCGAUAUGCUGGCGGCUGCUUUGGAGCAGAUGGAUGGUAUCAUAGCAGGUUCUAAGGCCUUGGAAUAUUCUAAUGGGAUUUUUGAUUGUCAAUCUCCAACCUCCCCAUUCAUGGGAAGCUUGAGAGCCUUACAUCUGGUGGAAGAUCUUCGUGGCUUGUUGGAGAUGAUGGAAACGGAUGAGAAGGAAGGUUUGAGAUGUCAAGUCCCUGACUCAACAGCAGAAACUCUGAUUGAAUGGCUUCAGAGUCAAAUGACCAAUGGACGUAUAUCUGGAAAUGGAGAUGUAUAUCAAGAAAGGCUAGCACGUUUAGAAAAUGAUAAAGAAUCUCUGGUUCUACAGGUAAGCGUAUUAACAGAUCAGGUGGAAGCUCAGGGAGAAAAGAUUCGUGAUUUGGAGUUUUGUCUUGAAGAGCACAGAGAGAAAUUAAAUGCUACGGAAGAAAUGUUACAGCAGGAACUUCUGAGUAGAACAUCUCUAGAAACUCAGAAAUUGGACCUCAUGGCUGAAGUAUCUAACUUAAAGCUAAAAUUGACUUCUGUAGAGAAGGACAGAUUAGACUACGAAGAUAGGUUCAGAGACACAGAGGGCUUAAUGCAGGAAAUUAAUGAUUUGAGAUUAAGAGUUGGUGAAAUGGACAGUGAGAGACUUCAAUAUGAGAAAAAGCUUAAAUCUACCAAAUCUUUAAUGGCCAAACUUUCUAGCAUGAAAAUCAAGGUGGGGCAGAUGCAGUAUGAAAAGCAGCGGCUGGAACAAAAAUGCCAGACAUUAAAGGAUGAACUUACAUCUUUAAAAGAACAGCUGGAAGAAAAAGAAUCUGAAGUAAAAAGAUUACAAGAGAAACUGGUUUGCAAAAUGAAAGGAGAAGGAAUUGAAGUGAUUGAUAGAGAUGAAAACUGUAAAAAGAAGCUCAAAGAAAAAAAUAUCGAAGUACAGAAAAUGAAAAAAUCCAUGGAGUCCCUGAUGGCAGCCAAUGAAGAAAAGGAUCGAAAAAUUGAAGAUCUUAGACAAUGUUUAAGCAGAUACAAGAAAGUACAGGAUAUGGUGAUACUGUCUCAAGGAAAAAAAGGCAAAGAAGGUGAAUAUGAAGAAUUACCUAGCUCAAUUUCGGCCUUGCUGGAAAUGCAGAGUGUCAGUGAUCUGGAGAAAAGUCCACCUCCUACUCCACUUACAGGAUCUCCCAGCCAUGAUGUAUUGAACACAAGUGUUCCAGAAGAGCUCCAUAUGAGCAUCUUGCAAGUUUCAAUGCCUUCAUUUUCAACAAUAUCCAAAGAUUUAGAAACAUCUGACAAGUCAAAAUCUCCACCCAGAUCAGAGACUUCAGCUGAUAUGAAUGAUGCUGAAGUGCAACUUUGUGAUAAUCUGUUAUCUUCAACUCUGAAAAAAUCCAGCAGUCUCGGCAAUCUGAAGAAAGAAGAACCUGAUACGGAAAAGGAGCCUCUUCAGAAGCCUCCAGAGACAGUACCUCCUGGGCAAAUCAGCAAAUUUGGAAGCCUCCCUCCCAAAGUCCAAGGACCUGGCCCUUCAGCAGAUGACAAUGCGUUUGGCACAAGAAAGGCCCGAUCCUCCUUUGGACGGGGCUUUUUUAAGAUUAAAAACAACAAGAGGACAGCAAGUGCACCAAACCUGGAUCGUAGCCGAAGUGCCAGUGCACCUACGUUAGCUGAAACAGAAAAGGAAACUGCAGAGGACCCAGCUCUGGCUGGCUUAUCUUCCUUAGGAAAGGAUGGAGAGUGCACCAGUCCCUUCCAGAUAUCUCCACCUUCUCCAGACUCCAGAAAGAAAUCCAGGGGCAUCAUGAAGUUAUUUGGAAAACUUAGGAGGAGCCAGUCUACCACUUUCAAUCCAGAUGAUAUGUCUGAGCCAGAGUUCAAAAGAGGAGGAACAAGGGCAACUGCUGGGCCCCGUCUGGGUUGGUCUAGAGAUCUAGGACAAUCUAACAGUGACUUGGAUAUGCCAUUUGCCAAAUGGACAAAAGAGCAGGUUUGCAACUGGCUCCUGGACCAAGGAUUAGGUUCAUACAUGAAUUCAGGCAAACACUGGAUUGCAUCUGGGCAAACUCUCUUGCAGGCUUCUCAGCAAGAUCUGGAAAAGGAACUAGGAAUUAAACAUUCGCUUCAUCGAAAGAAGCUACAGCUAGCUCUGCAAGCCCUGGGAUCUGAAGAGGAAACUAAUCAUGGAAAGCUGGAUUUCAACUGGGUUACCAGGUGGUUGGAUGACAUUGGUCUUCCCCAAUAUAAGACCCAGUUUGAUGAAGGAAGGGUAGAUGGUCGGAUGCUACAUUAUAUGACUGUGGAUGAUUUGUUGUCUUUGAAGGUUGUUAGUGUGCUACACCAUCUUAGUAUCAAAAGAGCCAUCCAGGUUCUAAGGAUAAAUAACUUUGAACCCAACUGUCUACGGAGGCGACCAUCAGAUGAGAAUAAUAUCACUCCCUCGGAAGUUUCUCAAUGGACCAAUCAUCGAGUGAUGGAAUGGCUACGUUCUGUAGAUUUAGCAGAGUAUGCACCAAAUUUGAGAGGGAGUGGUGUGCAUGGUGGACUCAUGGUUCUGGAGCCUCGUUUUAAUGUUGAAACAAUGGCUCAGUUGUUAAACAUUCCAUCAAAUAAAACACUGUUGAGACGACAUCUGGCCACCCAUUUCAACUUAUUGAUUGGUGUUGAGGCUCAACGUCAGAAGCGUGAAGUGAUGGAGUCAUCAGAUUAUGUGCUUCUAACAGCCACCGCCAAAGUGAAACCAAAGAAACUCACCUUUAGCAAUUUUGGGAAUCUAAGAAAAAAGAAACAAGAAGAUAUGGAGGAAUAUAUAUGCCCAAUGGAACUGGGACAGGCAUCAAGAAAUGCAGCCAAGAAAGGAUAUAGUUCUGGUUUGGACAUUGGUCUUUAUGAUGACGACGAUUUGGACCGACUAGAACAGAUGGAAGAUUCAGAAGGAACAGUAAGGCAAAUUGGGGCAUUUUCAGAAGGCAUCAACAAUUUAACACACAUGUUAAAAGAAGAUGACAUGUUUAAAGACUUUGCCACACGUUCUCCUAGUGCUAGCAUUACGGAUGAAGACUCCAAUGUGUGACAGUUACAGCUGGGUCCCCAUUAGGAGUCCUCUUUUCUGUCCUGUUUCAGAAACAC
Molecule: messenger RNA, 3485 nt
Organism: Dromiciops gliroides (monito del monte)
Lineage: Eukaryota; Metazoa; Chordata; Mammalia; Microbiotheria; Microbiotheriidae
Gene: PPFIBP1
Product: PPFIA binding protein 1
Exons: 31
Coding region: 349-3429 (1026 amino acids)
Biological process (GO): neuromuscular junction development
Cellular component (GO): presynaptic active zone
Molecular function (GO): protein binding
Source: RefSeq, a predicted model, not a curated record